Messenger RNA from Toxotes jaculatrix (banded archerfish), 2192 nucleotides. Its product is annotated as tumor necrosis factor receptor superfamily member 14-like. Gene Ontology annotation, cellular component: external side of plasma membrane; membrane. The transcript has 8 exons. NCBI's taxonomy places the organism in Eukaryota, Metazoa, Chordata, Actinopteri, Toxotidae. The record is from RefSeq and is a predicted model, not a curated record. Gene Ontology annotation, molecular function: transmembrane signaling receptor activity; protein binding. Gene Ontology annotation, biological process: defense response to Gram-positive bacterium; negative regulation of alpha-beta T cell proliferation; positive regulation of cytokine production involved in immune response. Bases 16 to 894 code for a protein of 292 amino acids.
ACCCUGCCAUUUAAAAUGACUUCUACAAGAAAACCUGUGACAGCUGCAUCUCUGUUGAUACUUAUGAUCAAAGUCUUCAGUGGAAAUACUCUGACAUGUCAUCCAGCAGACUAUCAGAUGCAGGACGAAUGCUGUCCUAUGUGUCCUCCUGGAAGUCGUGUUAAAACAGAUUGUACAGAGUUCAGAAGUACUUCCUGUUUGCCCUGCAUGGAUGGAUCCUUCAUGAAUAAACCUACUGGACUUAAACAGUGUUUUCUCUGCACCAACUGUGAUGCAGGUUCUGGUCUGAAGAUAAAGACUUCAUGCACAGCAACCUCAGAUACACUUUGUGAACCACUGGAAGGAUUCUACUGUAUAGACUUCACAGAGAACCACUGUGUGGCAGCACAGAAACACAGCAGCUGUCAACCAGGACAAUACAUCAGGGAGAAAGGAACAGCCCUCAGAGACACUGUGUGCUCUGACUGCAGUGGGGGGACAUUUUCAGAUGGGACAUUUCCAUCUUGUCAGCCACACACACAAUGUCAAUCACAAAACCUUCAGCUGAUAAGAGCAGGAACUGCUUCAACUGAUGCUGAAUGUGGACCACACAGUUCAUAUGGGACAGUGAUUGGGAUCAGUGUUGGACUUUCUUUAUCAAUAAUUUGCAUAAUUUCCUCUGUAGUUUACUUUGUCUGGAAGAAGAAAACACGUCUAAGAGGAAACAGAGGAAAUGGAAGCAGUCAGACAGAGGAAAAAGGAGCUGGAGAUCACAAUCCCAGUCACCACCCACUCCAGGGAGUGAAACCAAAGAAACCAGUCAGCUCCACACCAGAGCAGCUGUCGUGGUUCAUAGUCCACAGUUGUGAGAAAAAAAGCCUCCCCCUCCUCCUCCCCCCUGUGAGCUCAAACUGAGCAGCAGGUACAGCGUCCUGGAUGAGGUGGAUUUCCUCCGGCUGUGUUGUCACUUCCAUCCUAACUCCUCUUCACAGUCAUCACUUGGCCAUGCACCACUGUCCGCUGCUCCCCUCACCUCCAUCAGCCUGCUACUCUGUCAGCCGUCAUAAUCAGAGAUUCCAUUGUGAGGAAUGUGAGAAUGAAGGCAGGUGACACUCGGCCAUUUGGUACCAUCGUUCUGAUCAUGGAGAAAUUUCCUGACAUCAUUAAACAUCAUUAAACCGAGACAUGACUCAACACAGAUGGACCAGCCACUCUUACUGAAGCCUCACCAGAAAACCACAAAUUUUCACUUUCCUCCAGGAAAGGUAAGAAAGGUGGGGGUACAGCAAGCAUCCUCUCAGCUUCACUUGGUUUUAAAGAUAUUACUUUUGAUGAAUACACAGUUGACAGACCAAGUGCUUCUUUUACUUCAGAUUUUUCAGACCUUUCCGUUAUCCACACCAACUACAACAGAAUGAUCAUUUUAGGUGAUUUUAACUUGCAUGUGGCCGUGCAAUAACACUCUUUGAGAGUUUUAAAUUUGCUGCAUUAACUGCAUGAAUUUUCUCAACAUGUUAUUCAGCCUACUCAUAACAGAGGCCACAUUUUACUGUUGUUGUUUUUUUUCCAACAGGAUGCACCAGAACAAACUGUCAGGAAAAACUAUCUUACUAAUGAAGUGGCUGCAGAUUUUAAUUUUCUUUUACGUAACACUCCUGCAGACAUUUUAGCUUCUUCUUGUGACUUUAUUGCAGACAGUAAAUAAUGGUCAGUGUAAGUUCUAUUACAUAAAUGCACUGAAUAUACAGUCAUGGAAAAAAAUAUUAGAUCACCCUUGUUUUCUUCAAUUUCUUGUUCAUUUUAAUGCCUGGUACCACUAAAGGUAUAUUACCUGAAGAAUACAAUGAACACAACAAAAAAUGCAGCUGAUUACAUAAUACUUUAUGUCCUAUUUGACAUGCUUAAGCUUAAUUGUAUUCCCAGGGUAUAUAAGAGGCCAUUUCAUGGCAUAAGCAGCACUGCACAUGCAAAGGCAGAAAGUGGUUUCCUGCUUACAUUCAAGCCGUAGAACAAUUCAGAAUUUGUCAGCUCUCACAUAAUGUCUAAAACAAAAGAAUUAUGUGAAGUCACAAAGGCAGCCAUGUUGGUGUAAUGCCAAUUUAUCAUAUAGCCAUAUAUUCUCUCUCAUAAACUCGUAUAUUCAAUUCUGUGUGAAGUACAUACAACUUGACCUGAAGUGACCUAAUGUGCUGAGUAUGCUGUUCAUUGUGCCU